CGCGCUCGAAUAAUUCACCAUCCACCUCUGACGUCCGGUUACCGUUAACCAUGUUCUGUGCACUUUCUGGUGAAACUCCUGAGGAGCCGGUGGCUUCGAAGAAGUCCGGCCACUUGUUCGAAAAGAGGCUGAUUCUGAAGUACAUUGCCGAUAAUGGGCGCGAUCCCGUCAAUGGCGAAGAACUUGGUGCGGAUGACUUACUUCCUCUCAACCUCACAAACAAGGUUGUCAAACCUCGUCCACCGACCGCCAGCUCCAUUCCGAACCUUCUUCUCUCUCUGCAAAACGAAUGGGACUCUGUCAUGCUGGAGACCUUCCAACUCAAGCAACAGUAUCAUAAUGCCCGUCAGGAACUUUCAAAUGCGUUAUACGAAAAUGAUGCUGCAAAACGUGUGAUUGCUCGCUUGAUUAAAGAACGGGACGAGGCAAGGGCCGCGCUGGCGGCUGUUCAGGCCAACUUUGGCCAAACGUCGGCCGCGCCCGAGGAUCGAAUGGAAGUGGACGAGCACCACGGUGCUGAUGAUGUCCUGAUCAAAGAUGUUCACGCAAAAUUGGAUGCAAAGGCGGCAGCGCUGUCGAAAGUUCGUCGGAAGCGCAAACCAGCGUCAUCCUGUGCGUCCGUAGACGAGGUGCGCGGAUUCACGAAGAUUACGGAAGUAGAAAUAAAAGCUCCACUUAGCUUAGAUCUAUAUUCUGGAAAGCUUGCUGGCGAGACACGCGAGUGGGCCCUUGCAGGUCUACAAAGUGGUCAAGCACACAUAGUGGACUGGCGCAACGGAAACCACCUUAUUGCCAAGACGCCUGCACAUAAGAAGAAGAUCAAUGAUACAAUUUGGCACAGCCAUGGAGACAACGUUCGCUCUGGUCACUUCUUCACAGCAAGUGCGGAUAAGACAGUCAAAUUCUUCGGUGUGGAACAGGGGGGAAACGAUUCAUUCCAUAUUGAUGAGAAGUAUACCAGCAAGACCCACUCAGCCGAAGUCAACGCUCUGACGUUGCAUACAACUGGAGAUUACAUCGUGUCUGCGUCUGCCGACGGUACAUGGGCAUUCCUUGAUGUUGAUACUGGACGAUCUCUGUUCCGUGUGGCACAAUCUGAAGGAGGACAAGCUUACACCGCGGCGCAGUUCCACCCUGAUGGCCUCAUCCUUGCAACUGGUACGAAUGACUCACUUGUCCGACUUUGGGAUGUCAAGUCCCAGAAUAAUGUGCGCUCUUUUGAGGGCCACAAGGGCAAGAUCACCGGGAUCUCUUUCUCAGAGAAUGGGUACUAUCUGGCAACCUCAGCGGCCGACGAAGCUGUUGUCAAGUUCUGGGAUUUGCGAAAACUGGUAAACUUCCAGACCAUUGAAAUUGAAGCUCCGAAAGGCACAGGAGUACAAAGCGUCCAGUUCGACUUCAGUGGACAAUACAUUGGUGCAGCAUGUGGCCAGGAAUUGAGAAUCUACCUGGUGAAACAGUGGGACGAAUUGUGCAAUCUGUCCUACCACACUGCAAACAUUUCGGAUUUCAAGUUUGGGACAGACGCUCGAUAUGUUCUUAGCGCGGGAAUGGAUGGGAAAAUCGUUGCUGCAGGCAUCAGUAGCUGAAAGCGCGACCGUAGUUGUGGGUGGAACGAGGUUUCUGUAUUUACGUCUGGCGGGUUUGCCUUUGUUACAUAAUUGAAGAAGGGCGGUAUGCCGUUCCCACUGUUUACGUCUGUUAUCGUCAUUUACGGUCAGGCCAGCUAUCUCCCAACGGUGAGAUGUGAAACACGGAUGUUACAAG
Messenger RNA from Spizellomyces punctatus DAOM BR117, 1767 nucleotides. RefSeq lists its product as uncharacterized. Gene Ontology annotation, molecular function: ubiquitin protein ligase activity; protein binding. Lineage: Eukaryota; Fungi; Chytridiomycota; Chytridiomycetes; Spizellomycetales; Spizellomycetaceae. The coding region runs from base 51 to 1589 and encodes 512 amino acids. Gene Ontology annotation, cellular component: Prp19 complex; cytoplasm; U2-type catalytic step 1 spliceosome. The transcript has 5 exons. The record is from RefSeq and is a predicted model, not a curated record. Gene Ontology annotation, biological process: protein ubiquitination; DNA repair; mRNA splicing, via spliceosome.